Molecule: messenger RNA, 2205 nt
Organism: Menidia menidia (Atlantic silverside)
Lineage: Eukaryota; Metazoa; Chordata; Actinopteri; Atheriniformes; Atherinopsidae
Source: the annotation of a GenBank genome assembly
AUGCCAUACACGCCGGCUGGCUUUUUCUGCGACCGGUUGAUCCGGGAACGAGAGCGAAGAGACGGGGAAGGGUCCCUGAACAAGCCCCUCCGCUUCAACGGCCAGGACUUCAACACGCUGAGGCAGGAGUGCCUCCAGAAGAAGAGCCUGUUCGAGGAUGACUCUUUCCCGGCCACCGUGGAGUCCCUGGGCUUCAAGGAGCUGGGCCACAAGUCCAACAAGGUCAAGAACAUCGUCUGGAAGAGGCCCAAGGAAAUCUGCGAGAACCCUCAGUUCAUUGUCGGAGGAGCCAGCAGGACAGACAUCUGUCAGGGAGAUCUGGGUAAACUAUACACCCUCAAAUGUUUCCCUCACACCCCGAUACCCAGGUGUCCCGGCCCCUACAAAGGUGAUUGCUGGUUGCUGGCUGCCAUUGCCUGCCUCACCCUGAAUGAGAAACUUCUGUACCGCGUGGUUCCGCAGGAGCAAAGCUACUCAGACAACUAUGCUGGAAUCUUUCAUUUCCAGUUCUGGCGUUACGGCGACUGGGUCGAUGUUGUCAUUGACGACCGCAUCCCAACAUUCAACAACCAGUUGGUCUUCACUAAGUCCGCUGAGAGGAACGAGUUCUGGAGCGCUCUUGUGGAGAAGGCCUAUGCCAAGCUGCACGGAUCCUACGAGGCCCUGAAAGGUGGAAACACCACAGAGGCCAUGGAGGAUUUCACUGGCGGCGUCACUGAGUUUUAUGAGAUGAAGGAGGCUCCCAAAGAGCUCUACAAGAUCAUGAAGAAAGCUCUGGCCAGAGGCUCGCUCAUGGGCUGCUCCAUUGAUUCCCUGGUUCCGGCUCGCUUCGAGACUCGCACGGUGACCGGACUCGUGAAGGGUCACGCCUACUCUGUGACGGCGGUGGAGGAGUGUAAAGCGUCUCAGCACAAGGAGUCGAAAGUUCGUCUGGUGCGCCUCAGGAACCCAUGGGGUCAAGUAGAAUGGAACGGCCCCUGGAGUGACAACUCUAAAGAAUGGACCUCGAUCUCUAAAUCGGAGAAAGAGAAAUUGCAGCACCAGAGCGCAGAGGAUGGAGAGUUCUGGAUGUCAUUCGAGGACUUCAGGAAGAACUACACCAAGAUCGAGAUCUGUAACCUCACACCCGACGCCCUGGAGGACGACAAGCUCCACAAGUGGACAGUUUCAGUGAACGAGGGCCGCUGGGUGAGAGGAUGCUCUGCCGGAGGCUGCAGAAACUAUCCAGACACUUUCUGGACAAACCCGCAGUACCGUCUGCGUCUGCUGGAGGAGGACGAUGAUCCCGAGGACAACGAGGUGGCCUGCACGUUCGUGGUGUCGCUGAUGCAGAAGAACAGGCGGAAAGAGCGCAAAAUGGGAGCCAACCUCUACACCAUCGGAUUCGCUAUUUAUGAGAUGCAUGGAAACAAGCAGCACAUGCAAAAGGAUUUCUUCCUCUCCAACUCCUCCAAGGCCCGCUGCAAGGCCUACAUCAACCUGCGGGAGGUGACGCAGCGUUUCCGUCUGGCCCCCGGCGAGUACGUCAUCAUCCCCUCCACCUACGAGCCCCAUCAGGAGGGAGAGUUCAUCCUGCGGGUCUUCUCUGAAAAGAAGAACACUUCAGAGGAGAUAGAGAACAGGAUCGAGGCCGACCAUCCAGUGCCAGCGCCAGCCUCGGCAGGGGAAGAGAGUGAAGAGGACCAGCAGUUCCGGACUAUUUUUCAGGAGAUAGCCGGAGAUGAGAUGGAAAUCACAGCCAACGAGCUGAAAAAUGUUCUCAACAGAGUGAUCAGCGAACAUAAGGACCUGAACACAGAAGGCUUCAGUCUGGAGAGCUGCAGGAGCAUGAUUGCUCUGAUGGACGUAUCCUUUAUGGAUGGGACAGGAAGACUCAAUCUUCAGGAGUUCAGACAUCUCUGGAAUAAGAUUAAACAGUGGCAGGGAAUAUUUAAACACUAUGAUGCAGACCAGUCAGGUAGCAUCAACAGCUAUGAGAUGAGGAAUGCUGUCAACGAUGCAGGCUUCCGUCUCAACAACCAGCUGUACGACAUCAUCACCAUGCGCUAUGCAAAUGAGAACAUGAACAUCGACUUUGACAGCUUCAUCAGCUGUCUGGUCCGGCUCGAAGCCAUGUUCAGGGCGUUCCAGGCCUUUGAUCAGGAUGGAGAUGGCACCAUCAGACUCAGCGUCUUAGAGUGGCUCCAGUUGACCAUGUACGCCUAA